This is a messenger RNA of Cynoglossus semilaevis (tongue sole), 1516 nucleotides long. It is a transcript of the gene hs3st3l, whose product is annotated as heparan sulfate (glucosamine) 3-O-sulfotransferase 3-like. Lineage: Eukaryota; Metazoa; Chordata; Actinopteri; Pleuronectiformes; Cynoglossidae. The transcript has 3 exons. The record is from RefSeq and is a predicted model, not a curated record. Gene Ontology annotation, molecular function: [heparan sulfate]-glucosamine 3-sulfotransferase activity. The coding region runs from base 317 to 1411 and encodes 364 amino acids.
GUGAGUAUAAUAAUAAUAAUAAUAAUAAUAAUAAUAAAAUAACAAUAAUGAUAAUAAUAAUCAGCUCCACCACAGCUUCUUCUUUUUCUUCACGGUUGGAGACUAAGUGAACACACAUCCUGGAUGUCACGCACAGACCUACUGCAGUGAUUUAUUCCACUCUCCUGUGAUUGGCUGUUGUUUUGGGGAGAACGCCGUGCGCUCAGAGCGCAGCAGCAGCGGAGCGCGCACUGGCACCAAGUCCUGGAGCAUGUCGGGAUGUGAGCCGAACCAGGGCUGGUAGAAUGGCACCAGAUCCCGCAUGGGUCAUUGAGGGAUGGCAGCCUUUCACCACCACCACCAGCAGCAGCACCACCAGCUUCAGCAACAGCAAUACAAACAGCAGAGCGCGGAGCUGCGGCGGCUCCUCCAGCGGCUCACCGUCGCCUCCUCCCUGAGUCUCCUCUGCUUCUCCCUGGUCUACAUCCUCACCGGCUGCUGCCAGUCAGACCUCCAGGUGGAAAACUCCCAGACCGGGGCGCAGGUGCGGGACUUUGUGGCGUACGAGAGGAACUGGACCGGUCUGGUCCCGCUCCAGCCUGUUCCACAGCAGCCCGGACCCGAGGAGACGAACAGUUCUGGGAGAGAAUGGACCGCAGCCCGCAGGUUACCGCAGGCGCUGAUCAUCGGGGUGAAGAAAGGAGGCACCCGGGCUCUGCUGGAGUUCCUGCGGCUCCACCCUGACAUCCGAGCCCUGGGUUCGGAGCCGCACUUCUUCGACAGGCAUUACGCACGAGGGCUGGACUGGUACAGGAACAUGAUGCCCAAAGCUCUGGACGGACAGAUUGUGAUGGAGAAGACGCCUCGGUACUUUGUCACGGUGGAAACACCACAGAGGGUCCGCUCCAUGUCCAGGGACGUGAAGCUGAUUGUUGUGGUCCGUGACCCUGUGACCAGAGCCAUAUCUGACUACACUCAGAUCAUCUCCAAGACCCCGGACAUUCCUGCAUUUGAACGCUUGGUCUUCAAGAACCGCACCACAGGUCAGAUCGACUCUCUCUGGAGCCCACUUUGGAUUGGCCUGUACGCUCAUCACCUGGAGCGCUGGCUGACCUGGUUCCCCAGGACUCAGAUCCACCUGGUCAGCGGUGAGAGGCUAAUCUCUGACCCCGCAGGAGAAGUAGGAAAAGUCCAGGACUUUCUGGGCCUCCAGAGGAUCGUCACGGACAAACACUUCUACUUCAACAAGACAAAAGGCUUCCCCUGCCUGAAGAAGCCAGAGGGCAGCAGUAAACCGCACUGCCUGGGGAAGACCAAAGGGAGGAUGCACGCCUCCAUCGACCCGGCGGUGAUGCAGAGACUGAGGGAUUUCUACAAACCACACAACCAGCGCUUCUACCAGAUGGCGGGGCAGGACUUUGGAUGGCAGUGACUCUAGACACUGGGUUUAGUUCUAAUGUUUCGCUGCUCUGGACUACAGCAUGUAGAUGUGUCAGUUUUAUGAGCACAGAGUUUCAGAAAACUGACCUGAGUGAAG